Molecule: messenger RNA, 8154 nt
Organism: Rhineura floridana
Lineage: Eukaryota; Metazoa; Chordata; Lepidosauria; Squamata; Rhineuridae
Gene: C1QTNF2
Product: C1q and TNF related 2
Exons: 3
Coding region: 373-1230 (285 amino acids)
Molecular function (GO): protein binding
Source: RefSeq, a predicted model, not a curated record
AUCUGGAGCCUUCCAAGCAUUCAGCCACAUGUGUGUAAGGUUUUCUUCCCUGUCUCACGUGACACAAGGCAGAAGCUCAAACAUUACACAAUAAUCAAAAUAUGCCUCGAGCAAAGCUGAGCCAAAAAGCUGAAGCUGCUCCAAACUGGGAAUGCAAAUGAAAGAAACCCAGUUUCACAAACUUCGAGUCAGACACUUGAGAAUGCAAAAUUGCGACCUCUUCAUUUAAAGGAAAGGAAGCACUUUACAACAACAAUUAGGAAUACCACGAACCUAGACAACAAUGCUCUGCAGUGAAACAUCUGUUUAAUAUUCAACCGUUUUCCUACUGGAUGGCAGGAUCUUCUUGAAGGCAUUUGUGCUGGUAUCGCCAUGAUCUCCCCAAUUCUGCUUGUCUGGAUUGUGCCCUGCAUUGCCAUCCAGCUUCUCAGCAGCUUUGUAAAAGCAGAAAGUCAGAAGGAUUCCCAGCAACUCAUAUGCAGUGUGCCAGGACCGCCAGGCCCUCCUGGUGCUCCUGGAGUUCCAGGUUCCCCUGGAGCUGUAGGAAGGAUGGGUUUCCCAGGGAAAGAUGGACAAGAUGGAAAGGAUGGACAGAAAGGGGAGACAGGAGAGGAAGGUCCACAAGGCAGAACAGGAAAUGCUGGCAAACCAGGGCCAAAAGGAAAAGCAGGAGCCAUUGGCAAAGCUGGUCCUCGAGGUCCAAAGGGCCUGAAGGGAAACCCCGGGAAAAACGGAGGUCCAGGAAAGAAAGGCCCCAAAGGAGAACAGGGAGACCCUGGGAUGCCAGGCCCCUGCAGCUGUGGGGCCAAUAAAGCCAAAUCAGCCUUCUCUGUGGCAGUGACAAAAAGCUACCCAAGAGAGAGGUUGCCCAUCAAAUUUGACAAGAUCCUCAUGAAUGAAGGUGAAAAUUACAACACUUCCAGUGGGAAAUUUAUAUGCAGUAUCCCUGGCAUCUACUACUUCACCUAUGAUAUCACUUUGGCUAAUAAACACUUGGCUAUUGGGCUGGUGCAUAAUGGGCAGUAUAGGAUAAAAACAUUUGAUGCCAACACCGGUAACCAUGAUGUAGCUUCUGGAUCGACUAUCCUGUCCCUGAAGCAGGAUGAUGAGGUGUGGCUGCAGAUAUUCUACUCUGAACAGAAUGGACUCUUUUAUGAUCCCUACUGGACAGACAGCCUUUUUACUGGCUUUCUGAUAUAUGCUGACCAGGAUUAUCUCAAUGAAAUAUAAAGGGAAGACUGUCAGCACUAGCAAAUCCUAACAGAGAACAGAGCAUGAAAAAUUAUAGCUGUAAUGUACAUAAAUCUUUGAAAUAAUCGAAGCAGGCCUGACAUGGACUGUGGCGCACAGCCAUUGCUACAAUAUUUAUAGAUGACAGUUUAAGCCCAGGAUAGUCGACACAGUGGUUGCCAUAUGUUGUUUGACUACAACUCUGAUCAUCCCUGAAUGUCGGUCAUGCUGAAUGGGGCUGAUAGAAGUUGGAGUACAACAGUAUCUGGAGGAUACCACUUUGGCUGCCCCAGUCUAAGCCUUUGUGUUUCUUUGUCUCAGUCUGUGGGGCCUCUUAAAAAAUCAUUCUUGCCAAAAAAACUCUGAGUAGUCAAUCAGAUUUUUUAUUGUUUGAAGCCUAUGGCCAUUACAAUGGAAAUCACAAAAAAAUGAAGACAAUCCAGUAAAUUAAAACAUAUAAUUUUUAAGAAGUGCAGAUUAUAAAAACUUUAAACUGUAAACUUUCCCAACGUUUCUAGAAAAUUCUGAAAUGCAUAGAGAAAUCUAUCUCUAGGUGAACUGCAUAAAGGGAAUUGUAGAAUAUGGUGCACAGUUUCUUUGAUCUGGCCUUAUCCGCAUACACAAAGACUUGUUGGCCUAUAAAAGAAUUUACCAGUCAGAUAUUCUGUGGGCAUAGUUUGAAAUCUAAGCUGAGUAACAUAUGUCCCAAGGGAAAAAUGUAAUUACCACAGAUAAACAGCCCUUUAUGGUCAGUUUAAUUUUAAUAAGGUACAUUGAGGACUUAAACAUUCUUCACCUAAAUAUGAGACUUAACUUUUGGGGGGCUAGGAAGAGGUUUUCACACCUUCCAACCAUAAGGCAAUAUACUUCUGUUUACUUUGUACCUAGUGAAUCACCUAAAAUUCAUCUUUAGUUUUACUAAUAAAAAAGACUAUCAUUUUCUUUUGCUCACAAGGAAUCUGCAUGUUUCAAUCACUGCUGGAGAGAGAGCAAGUAACUACUAGAUUUUGGUUUGGAUCCAUGGUUCCUGACUGUGAGUGGAAGUCUGCUCAUGGGGUGCUCCUGCUGGAUGAAGUAAGGGUGGGAUUUUUGCCAGUUCUUCCUUUUCUCUACAACCUCCUAUAAACUCUAAAAAAGAUGCUCUGGAAGGUUGGGGAACCCUCCAGAACAGUGUGGGAGAUGGUGUUGGGGGCUGCAGAGGGAAGAGAGAAUCAGCAAGAAUUGCCUUCCUCCAGUCAGUCUUACUCCCUUCUGCAAAUGGAAGGAGGCCUUAGGAUAGAAAGAUGACUUACACUUGCACAUUGGUCCAUUUAGCUCAGUGUUAUCAACACUUACUGGAAGCAGCUCUUCAGGGUUUCAGGCAGGAAUCUCUCCCAGCCCUCCCUAAAGAUGCUGGGGAUUGAACCUGGAACCUUUUGCAUGCAAGGGAGAUGCUCUACUACCGAGUAACAGCCCCCAAAUGUUCAUGGAAAGGACAUUCUGGGUCCAACCCUUUAUAUUUUCAAAAAUGAAAGAACAUGUAAUUUUGCUUAUUUAUGCCAAUAGUCUGGGUGUACUGUAUUGUGAAACCUGUCUGGCAUGACACUUAGUGAAACUAAUCUAGCCCUGUCUCUGUCACCCCUCCUGUGCUCUGCCACCAUUUUAAGACUAUGGCUGCUUUCACACAUGGGGCUAAUAGCACUAGUUUAAUGGAUUAAAAAGGUAGCGCUUCUGUCCCAAUUUUUAAAAUCCCUUUCACACUGCAGUACCUCUUGCGAUAAGGAACAGUAUUUUUUCAGCCAAUAUAGUGGCAUUUUGCGCAACUGUCUUUCACACAGCUUGUUUUCGUCCCUCACCCAUGCACACUGUUCCCACUGUGUAGGAGGUCUAAGAUCUCGUCCUGUCACCAUGAAAGCCCUCUCCCUUUAGGAUCUGACUUCUUAAAUUGUUUUAGUUGUAUCAAGACAAGGGUAUGUGUGGGAAAUGCUGCUGCUAUCUGCACUGAUGCCGGAAUACUGGUACAAUGUUUGUCAGGCAAAAAAAAAAAAAACAACCUGCAUGACUAAAGGGCGGGAACGCACUGCAUGCUGGGAUGCCUGUCACAUGAGUGGCAGCAGCUAGCGAAAAACUCCCGUGAUCUUCCAGGUUCCCAGCCUUGCUAACGGAUUGUUUCCGGUAUCAUUUAUUGCGGAAAUUAGUGCUUUACUUGCACUACAUUCCACCAGAAUUCCAGAGCUACCCGGUAUAUCGUGUGAAAGCUCAAAUAUAAUGCGCAAAUUACCAGGUAAGAAAUAGUCAGAAUAAUGGAAUAAAGUGCAGUGUGAAAGCACCCUAUUAUACAACGCAAACUUGAGGCAACUACAUCAGGUGAUAUUCAGCUAAGUCCUGCUCAGAGUAGACCCACUCAAAUUAAUGAACCUAAAUUAGUCAUGGCCAUUCAUUUCACUGGAUUCUACUCUGAGCAGGACUAAUGUUGAAUACCAGCAUGUCCAGUUUUUUCUUACCCUAACGUUUGUUUUGUUCUACGUCUAUUCUGAAGAACUCAAAAGGCUGCCCUCAAUUCUGUGGUAUUUGGGUUGAUCCUAAUAAUAUUACUAUCUCUUGAUUACAUAGCAUGAUUCUCUACCUAAAGAGAAACUAAGAAACCCCCAAGGACAAAAUAAAAAGAAAUAAUGUAUGAAAAAAUAUGGUGAAUGUUGACCACAUUGUGGAAAAAAAUAUAUGAGAUUCAAGAUCUGGAGCAAAACACCACAAUGUCGUCUUCAAGAGAUCAAAUAACAGAAUGAAGAUAUUUUUGCUACAUUUUUGAGUCCCAUCAUUUUGUCCCUACAUUUACUGCAGAUCUGAACUGAAAUUAGUUAAAUGUUAAGUUGUUACGAGUGUUGGACUAAGGCCUGGGAGACCAAGGUUCAAAUCUCCACUUGGCCAUGAAGCUCACUGUGUGACUUUGAGCCAGUCACUAUCUCUCAACCUACCUCACAGGGUUGUUGUGAGGAUAAAAUAGAGGUGAGAUAGAAACGUGGAUACUCCCUUGAACUCCUUUGAGGAAAGGAAGAGUGUAAAUGUUUUUUAUUGUACCUUGUGUAUUCUAUUGUAAACCGCUUUGAGAUCUUUUAGAUAGUAAGCGGUCUAUAAAUGGAAAUAAUAAAUAAAUAAAUGUUGUAAAUUACUAAUAAAUAAUUGGUAAAGGAAAAAAAGAUAAGUAGAAACCAACAACAUUACCAUCAGCCAAACUGACAGCACAUAAAGCUGUAUAUAGGUAUAAUGCCACCUAGUGACUAAUUGUUCUGUGCCAUUUUAAUUGCAACCAACUGCUGGUCUUAUAAUAAAUAAGGUACAUAUAAAAGUGCUUCUUAACAUGCUCGCUUCACAUACAUGCACAUGAUGUCGUGCAAUUUUAAAUGUUCAGGAAUUCAGUUUUUCAACCAGUUGAGGGUGGCUUUCCAUAUGCCUUUUCAUGAUUUUUUUAUGCGUGCUUCCACACAUUUUUUCAUUCACAGUAUACAGUUAAAGCAGUUGUUAUACCACCUGAAACAAUUAUGGCUUCCCCCAAAUAAUCCUUGGAACUGUCAUUUAUUAAGGGUGCUGAGGGUUGUUAUGAGAAAAAAAAACCCCAUUCCCAAAGCUACAAGUUCCAGAGAUCUCUAGAAAGGAGGAUUGAUUACUAAACCACUCUGGGAACUGUAGAUUGGUGAGUGGAAUAGGAGUCUCCUAACAGCUAUCAGCACCGGUAAUAAAUUAGUUUCAGAAUUCUUUGGGGGAAGCCAUGACGGUUCAAAGCGGUAUGAUGCUGCUUUCAAUAUAUAGUCCAGAUGGGGCUGAAUAUUCAUUGUUAUUUUAUACCAGUGAUUUGAGUUUGAUGGAAUGCAACUGAGCUGUUUCCUUGUCCUCCUUCACCCUCCACCACCUUUUUAUGCACUGGGCAAGCUUAUUUCUUUAACUAUACGCGUGCACCUUUUAAAAAACAAAAUCCCAAGGAGGUGCCCAAGAGUAAAUGUUAUCUGCCUUAGGUCUCAUGUAUCACAAUGGGCAAAAUGGUGACUUGUUUUCUUUGUGGGAGUCAACAUCCAUUUCCAUUUGUUUUUUGUGUUUUUUUAAUACGGAGGUCAUGCACAAAACUUGUAGAGGGGUUUGUAUAAGUCAAAAUAAGCACACUUGUACAUUUUGGGCCAGUGGAAACAAAAUAGCUAAGUUGUGCUCAAGUGAGGAACAAACAGAAGUAUGUGGUGUGGAGACAGAGGUCACCCACCAAAAUGUCACCACAAACGUCAGUCCACCCAUCCAAAUAAACACACUUCUACACCAGUAGUGACUGUGGGUGUACAACGGCUUAUCUUUACUUACUGGAUUUUGUGAAAAAUGUACAGGCUGGCAUUUUGAUGUGAAAAACAUACAUGUGUGAGGAGCACCAAUUCGGCAAUAAACUUUCAUCUGGAGGCACCCUAUAUCUUCUAUGAAAAAGUUGACGCAUAGUAUUGCUUUUGUAUUACAUUAGACAAUUUGAAAUGCAUUAUUGGUGGCCUGCUCCAGAGAACCAAGGGGGGGGUAGCCUCUCCCACACAACUGGAGGGAAGCAUGAUGAUCUUUACCAUGGAAGAAACUUCAUGUGUGACCAAGUGAGCAUCAACUGGAGUAGUGGUGACAUCAUUAUAGCUUUAUGGGUGAUAAUGUGACUAGGUCACUUUAAAAAACGCUUUAUAUCUUUUCCAGAUUAUUAGUUAUCUGAGUCCUCUUUAACACCUUUCAGCACAUCACUGCUUCCAAUUUGGGACCCCAGAUUUCUCAAAGAGGGACUUUGGCUGCAAUUCUAAUCCCACUAAUCUGGGAGUAAGCACCACUGAAUUAAUUAGGACUCACUUCUGAGUAGAGACUCAUAGAGACUCUAAGUAGAGACUUUGAAUUUAAAUUCCAAAGUAAGGAACUCUUCGUUCAUGAUUGAUUGAUAUUCAUGUGCUGUGUGUGUCUGAGCUCAGCAAGUGAGAACUGCACUUUACUCUCUUUAUUGCUGGAGCCUUCGCUUUGUUUCCAUAUCCUUCAAGCAUAUUGGAUAGCAUUAAUGCUGCAGGAAGAAACCUAGUCAUAGCACAUCCAAACUCAGAGUCAAGAAUCCUUGACUGAUGUUGAUGGCAUGCAUACCUUUAAGCAAUGGUGAAGACUUCCACUGGGUAUUCCAAGAUUCUGAUGUUUUGACAGUUGGGCAGUUGUUGAAGGAAUUCUCGGAGACCAACUUAGAAGAAAGUUUGCCAUUUUUAACAUCACAUAAAUUUGGUAACUAUAUGUCUUUAUUUUUUCCAAUAAAUUCAUGUGAGAGGGCUCUCAUACAAGACUGUUAUCUAAAAGUAUAACACCAAAGAAUAUGCUAAGAAAGAUUACCUCUGAAAAUAUAUUGCUCCUUAAGGCUCCGCUUUAGCUUGUUAUGCAAUGAGUCAAUCUUGCAAAGGAAGUUACCUCCACUGGAAGGAUACCACUGGUGAACCUCUAGGAAAGGGGCCGACAACCUGCAGCUCAAGCAUCAUAGGCAGCCCAUGCUUUAAUUUCAUGAAGGUGGAGGGAACCCAGAAAGAUUGAAGAGAGUGGGAGGGGGGAAAUGGGGGUGAAAUGGAAGGUCAUAGGUUCCCCAUCCCAGAUUUAAACUGUUUAUGGUAUAGUGACUUUUAUUAAUAUAUAGCAGUAAGGUCAAACAUGGCAAACAAUAUGCUGAUUAUUUCAUAAAAGCAUCCGCUAACACCUGUUUUAGUAAGAAUAGCAAGCUUUUAAAUUUCCAUUUUAAUUUCGCAAACUUACUUUUCCUAUGUUGUGAACUGCAAAAUCAGCUAUACUAUUUUUCCUACAGUCAUGAUACUGCCAGUUCCUUUCCCUGUCCCCCACGGUGGCAUAACAUGCCACUAUGAUGUGCCAUCCACAGGCCGACCCAAGUAAUCAAUGUGCAUUUAACCUCUGCUUCCAUACUGUCAGAUAUGGGAAGUGAAGUGCAUGAAACUCUAGAAAGUGUCUUGAUCUGAAUGUGACAAUAGACCAAGGGCAAGUGGCCGUGAAGGCUUGUUUGUCAUCAUUUUGGUGGGUUUUUAAGUACAUCACAAGGAUUUUUUGCUUUUCAGUGAUUCCCCCAUUCAUCUCAACUCUUAGUUAUCACUAAGCAUAUCACCCCUGUGCUUUAUCGAUUUCACUGGCUCCCAAUUUGUUUCCGGGCCCAAUUCAGAGUGCUGGUUCUGACCUUUAAAGCCCUAAACAGCCUUGGACCAAUGUACCUGAGGGACCGCUUAUGCCCAUAUGCAUCGGUCUGGGAUUUAAGAUCAUCUGCCUCUGGUCUCCUCUGCGUGCCUGGAGUGAAAGGUGUUAGAUUGACAGGCACGCAGGAGAGAGCUUUUUCAGCUGUGGCCCCCAAGGUCUGGAAUACCCUACCCCAAGAAGUUCGCUCUGCUCCCUCCGUGUUGGUUUUCCAGAGACUUCUGAAAACAAUCUUGUUCCGGUAGAGCCUGACACUGAUUUUAUGAUCUUAUGUCUUCUACGUUAAAUUUUACCAUCGUAGUCCCUUUAGUAUCAAUCCCCAUAUAUAUAUAUAGUAUUUUAUGUAUUUUAAUUGUAUUUUAUGUAUUUUAAUGUUUUUGUGAUUUUACUGCUUGCAAUUUUAUGUACAUGUCUGAUUUGAUUUUUGUAAGCUGCCCUGAAUGCCCUAUUAUAGGGUAGAAGGGCGGGAUAGAAAUAUUUUAAAUAAAUAAAUAGUUCUGCAUCACUGCCCAAAAAUAUGCCUAAAAUUCUGGAAACUAACGAUAUGUGUUUUCAAAAAUAAUUUCUUUUCAUCUGUGUAUAUAGCAUUGAACUUGUGGAAAGGCAGAGGACCUCCUGCAUUAAUUUCUAGCUAUGUAUUUUAUAAAUGACAAAAAAUACUUCAGUGUGAGUGGAAAUAAGGUUUUUAAAGCUUUAAAAAUGUUUUUUAAGAUGUUU